UUGCACUGAUGUAGAUAUGAAGUACUGCUGUCGUCACUGUAGUGUUAUAUUUUGAUAGAUCAAUGCUCUUACGAACAGUAUUCCUCUGACGCUGCAGCAGGACAAAGAACAAGAAACAAUGUACAAAAUGCCCAGAAGAGAGAGUAAAAUACAUCCAAUGAAGGUGGAAAACCUCCAGUUAGGAAAAAUAGGAUUGAGCCCCCUGAUGUCACAAAUAAACAAGCGCUGCUCUUUCUCCUCCUGGAUCAAAGACAACAUCAAGAAAAAAGAGUGCUGUUUCUAUGUAGAAGAUGGCAGAGAGGGAAUCUGUAUGUGUGGCUAUCCAAAGACCCAUCACAAUGAUGAUGCCAUCAAGCCAGAGGAGUACAUGGGGCAGCAGUAUUACAAACACAGGCACAUGAGGGAGGUUCCUACUGAUGCAUUUGGAGACAUUAGCUUUGGAGGAAUCGGACAGAAAACAGGCAAGUAUGUCCGUGUAUCUUCUGAUACGCCUGUCGAGAAGCUGUACCAACUGAUGACUGAGCAUUGGAAGCUCCAGCCCCCUAACUUGUUAAUAUCAGUGACAGGAGGAGCCAAAAACUUCUACAUUAAGUCUGACCUGAAAAACAAGUUCCGUAGAGGACUAAUUAAAGUGGCCCAAACCACAGGUGCAUGGAUCCUGACUGGGGGAACACACACAGGUGUGAUGAAACAUGUUGGGAGAGCAGUACGCGACUAUAAUCUGAGCAGUAAUGCUGUAGGGGGCCAGAUUGUGGCUAUCGGAGUGGCCACAUGGGGGGUCAUCCACAACCGCCAGGCUCUGGUUCACCCAGAUGGUCGCUUUCCUGCUCAUUACUAUCUGGAUGAACAUGGUCAGGGCCACUUAUCCUGCCUGGAUGUUAAUCACUCUCACUUCCUGCUGGUGGAUGAUGGAACAUCUGGCAAAUAUGGGGCUGAGAUUGAACUUCGUGGGCGACUGGAGAAACUGAUCUCAGCCCAGCCUCUAGAAAACCCAGAGAGUGAACUGAAGAUUCCAGUCGUGUGUGUGGUACUAGAUGGUGGACCUGGAACCCUAAAUACAAUCUACAACUCCAUGAUGAACAGCACUCCGUGUGUUGUUCUGGAAGGUUCUGGGCGCCUGGCUGAUGUCAUCGCCAACGUGGCUGGCCUACCUUUGUCCAAGGUCACAAUAGCACUCAUCCAACGACUGUUGAAGAAGUUUUUUGCAGAAGAAUAUGAGACCUUUUCUGAACUGGACAUCACUGAGUGGACCAAAAAGAUUCAAGACAUUGUCCAGAUCCCGCAGCUGUUGACGGUGUUCCGCAUCGACGAGGAGAAAAACAAUGAUGUGGAUGUUGCCAUUCUCCAAGCUUUUCUAAAAGCCCCCCGGUGCAGUGACAAUGUGAACAGAGAGAGACAGCUGCAGCUGGCUGUGGCAUGGAACCGUGUGGACAUUGCAGAGAGUGAGAUCUUCACUGAAGAAAGUAAAUGGAAGUCCUGUGAUCUGCAUCAGGCCAUGUUCUCCGCCCUGGUGGGCCAUAAGCCUGAGUUUGUACAUCUACUGCUGGAGAAUGGACUAUGCAUCAUGCAGUUCCUCAAACACGAAGAUACACUGUGUGACCUGUAUAAGCAUCUUCCCAGCUGUCUGUUUUUGCGCAAACUGGCCAAGCGAGCACAGGGAAGCAAGAGGGUUACCCUGAGCCAUGUGGCUGCUGAAGUGCGGCGCCUGCUGGGCAGCUUCACUCAACCGCUCUACCACCCAUUGCCACCCCUUCACAAAAUAGAGAUAUCCAGUGAUGACGAGGGAUUUAUAACCACACCCAAAAGCCAGGUUCCAGAGCUGACCUGCUCAGGGGAGGCGAGGGUCCCAGACACAGUGUGUGAUGCAGGCAGAGAUCUGUUCCUUUGGAGUGUGCUGCAGAAUCAGAAAGACUUGGCACAAAUCACUUGGGAACAGUGCAGUGAUUGUAUUGCCGCUGCUCUGGCUGCCAGUAAAAUACUGAAGAAGCUUGCUCGGGAAGGAGGAGAUAAUGGGGAAGAGGCUGGAUCGAUGAGAGAGCUUGCUGAUCACUAUGAGAAACAAGCCAUUGGUGUGUUCAGCGAGUGCUAUCGCUACGACGAGCAGCGAGCACAGAAACUGCUGACCCGUGUCUCUCCAUCAUGGGGUAGAACAACCAAUCUCUGUCUCGCUCUUGAGGCCCAUGACAAGAGCUUCAUAGCCCACUCAGGGGUCCAGGCUUUGCUAACUCAGAUCUGGUGUGGUGAGUUAGCAGUGGAAAACCCACAAUGGAAGCUGCUGCUGUGCAUGUUCUUCUUUCCUCUUAUCUACACUGGAUUUCUGGUCUAUAGGAGUGAUGAGGUCAUCCGCAGGGAAGCAGAGAGGACAGAAGAGGAGAAACUGGUUAUGGAUUCAGUGACUGGGACGUCUGUUAAUGACAGGAACAAACCUGACUUUCGUGACCAGUCUGACACAAGCUCUGUGCGUCCACUAAACUGCUGGAUGAGAUUAGUGGGUCUGUACACCUGUCCUCAGGUGAAGUUCUACUGGAACAUCCUGUUUUACUUUGGCUUCCUGUUUCUCUUUGCUCUGGUGUUGAUGACGGACUUCCAGCCUACGCCAUCUUGGAAGGAAUUGCUCCUGUAUGUCUGGCUCGCCUCACUCAUGUUUGAGGAGGUCAGACAGCUCUUCUAUGAUUUUGAUGGGUUUCCACUUUGGAAGAAAGUGAAUAUGUAUAUUAAAGACUCAUGGAAUAUUUUGGACAUGUUGUCGAUAUUGCUCUUCAUCACCGGCCUGGCUUGCAGGCUCCAGGCUUCAAGUACAGUGUUCUAUGUGGGGAAAGUCAUCCUCUGCAUCGACUUCAUCAUAUUCAGUUUGCGCCUGAUGGCUAUCUUCACCAUCAGCAAGACCUUAGGACCUAAGAUUAUCAUUGUCAGGAGAAUGAUGAUGGAUAUGUUCUUCUUCAUGUUCCUGCUCAGUAUCUGGGUGGUCGCCUAUGGAGUGGCCACACAGGGCAUCCUGAUAGAGAAUGAGAAUCGAAUUAACUGGCUUAUACGUGGUGCUGUCUAUGAGCCCUACCUCAUCAUAUUUGGGACCAUGCCUGACAGUGUGGACAACACCAAAUUUAACAUGAACAGUUGCAGUAUAAAUGGCACUGAUCCUCUAAAGCCCAAGUGUCCAGUGCUGAAUAGUGACAACAGCCCAGCCUUUCCUGAUUGGCUGACCAUCAUCAUGCUGUGUGUUUAUCUUCUAUUCGCCAACAUCCUGCUCCUCAACCUCCUCAUUGCUAUCUUCAACUACACAUUUGAGGAGGUGCAAGGCAAUACAGAUAUAAUCUGGAAGUUUCAACGUUAUGAGCUGAUAAAGGAGUACCACAGCCGCCCCUCUCUCCCUCCACCCUUCAUCCUCCUGAGCCACAUUUACCUCUUCAUCAGACGUGUGCUCCUGCGACAAGCCCCUAAGAAAUAUAAGAUCUUCAGACAGGAGCUGAAUCAGAGAGAAGAAGAGGAGCUGAUGUCAUGGGAAUCGUUCAUGAAGGAGAACUAUCUGGCAUCUGUAAAGCAGGACAAUAGCCAGAGUAUGGAGCAGCGCAUGGAAGACACUGCAGAAAAAGUUGGAACCAUAUCUGAAAUAAUAGAGCAAGGACAAGAAUGGGGUUUUGUGUCUAUGGCAAAAAGGCUGGGCCGGUUGGAGGAGCAGGUUUGUCAGUCAGCUAAAGCGCUACAGUGGAUCAUGGAGACACUUAAAUCUCAGGGUUACCAAUCCAAACAGGAUGCUCCUAUAAUGGCUAGUGUCGUUAUGAGCACUAACACUGACCCUUCAGAAUCAACUGAGCAGAAAACAGAAUGGGAGAAAACUCAUCACAUUUAUGCUCGCCAGCUUUAUUACCCUGGCAGCACUGUUAAACGCUUCCCUGUUCCUGAGGAGAAAGUGCCCUGGGAGGUGGACUUCUCUAUUUAUGUUCCUACAAUUUACAAUCAAGAGAAUGUGCAAGACUUGGACAUUUUAAUCUUAGACACACACAGGAACCCUAAAGGACGGACAGGAUUAAAGGGAAAAGGGGCGCUUAAAAGUCUUGGCCCAAACGAGAUUGUAGAUCCAGUUAUCACAAGAAAUAAGGGCUCACAACUGGAGUUUUUGGCUGUGUGGGAUGAGACAGCAGGGUGCUGGACAUUACCUGGGGGCCCUGUCCAGCCUGGCGAGCUCUUACCUGAGAGACUAGAAACAGUACUAGGAAAGAAUCUUUCCCAGAAAAUUAAAGCCAAAAUAAAAUCAGGAAGCCACACUGAGGUCUAUAAGGGUUAUGUAGAUGACAGUCGGAACACUGAUAAUGCCUGGGUGGAAAGCACUGUUAUAUCAGUUCACCUCAAAGAUGAGUGGCAUCUGAUGGCACGGGAUGGUGAUGAUGGUGAUGGUGAGUCUCUCAGCAGCACUGAGAAGCUUCAGUGGCAUGAGUUGAGCAGCAAAACGCCUGUGUAUCCAUACCAACGAGAAGCUCUCCGUACCAUUGCCCAAAAACACAACAUUAAGUUCUAAGGAAACUUAGAACUGACUCUCAGGGAAAUGGACAAAUGUUUCACUCUGCAAACUGUGUACCUUUUGUGGGAAUUCAGUAGUACAAAAAUCUGUAUCUAUACAGUUCUGUAACAAGGAGUUAUGCAACUGUUUGCACAUUUGCUAAUGAACUAAUCAUUCACUUGUUCAUCGUUAGUACAAUACCUGUUAACAAAAUAACAUCAAAGAAAGCUUAUUAAUAAUCAUAAUCAUCAUCACCGUCAUCAUUAUCAUCAUCAUCAUAAUCAAUGUGAAUAAACGAAAUCUAAAAUGUGCAGGUCAUAUACAGAGAGGAAUACAAUUACUUAAACUGCAUAAAAGCAUUAUAAUAAUCCAGUAUACUCAAUAAAGAAGAAUUAGUCUCUCAAAUAUUCUGUGAGAUUACAGAUAUUAUAGAGGUUAUAGCAUAAAAUUUUAGCAUUACUAGCAGGAUUUUUAAGCUGAGUUCACCGUUUUUGGCCUUUACGGACAAUGAGGCUAAAUAUCUGGUUUAUUCUUUCCUUUUUUGUUUCAUUUCCAAUAACAAGAAUCUGACUUUGUGUACAGACUUUCAUGACAUUCUCCAGCUAAGUGUCAUCUGUGCAUUAGCCAUAAGUAUCCAGUGCAGCGUCAUCUUCACAAUCGCAUAAGUAAGAUCUGAACUGUGACUUUGUUCUUCAGCUAAUCAGGUAGAAUCUUGUUCUCAUCUGGAGAGAACAGCGAUCUAAGAUAAACUGCACACCUGAGCCUUAAUGGACUUCAAACCAUCAUUUCAAUCCAUUUUAGUACGAUGAUAGGCUGGAAAACCUCUUUUACUUAGGCUGAGAUAAUCAUUUAACUAAAUUAUUUUUCGUAGAAUGGAAAGUUAGACAUUGAUGUACAUCGAGUACACACAGUGUAUGGAGGGGUUGCAUUUUCUUUUCCUAAUCAGAGGCUUUAUAGUAGCAGUUUCGAGAAUAAACUUGAUGCUAUUGAUUGUCAGUAUGGCAUUAUUUAGCAUGUUAGCAAUAAUGAACUAAAAAGUGAAUGGGUUUGACUGGCUGCUGCAUACAAAACCAAAAAUAUUUCUUUUUCUGUACUCAGUAUUAUUAGCAUGGUGUAAUCAGACAUGAAUGCACUAAUAAACAAUCUACAGACUAUCUACUGUAACUGAACUUAAUAAGCUCACUAUGAACAUCUGGAAGCCAAUUAGCAUGUGUGCGCAAAUAAAACAUUUUCA
This is a messenger RNA of Pangasianodon hypophthalmus (striped catfish), 5729 nucleotides long. RefSeq names its product transient receptor potential cation channel, subfamily M, member 2 (gene trpm2). Gene Ontology annotation, molecular function: ligand-gated calcium channel activity. The record is from RefSeq and is a predicted model, not a curated record. Gene Ontology annotation, biological process: calcium ion transmembrane transport. Gene Ontology annotation, cellular component: membrane. Bases 119 to 4513 code for a protein of 1464 amino acids. The transcript is spliced from 34 exons. Lineage: Eukaryota; Metazoa; Chordata; Actinopteri; Siluriformes; Pangasiidae.